AUGUCAGCUUUUGUGACCCUAACUUCCUUUACUCCCGCAAUCUCGAAUACUACAGACAAGGCAGUGAAGCCUACAAAGCCAAAGAAAGCCCUUAAUGCAUUCAUUGGCUUUCGCUGCUACUACAUUAGUAUGCUGGAGUUUAAGGCGUUUCCCAUGAAGAAACUCUCUAACAUGCUAGCUGAAAUGUGGAAUGAAGACACAAAUAAACCUGUCUGGGCCUUGUUAGCGAAGACAUGGUCCCAUAUCUGUAAUCAGAUUGGCAAGGAGAAUGUGCCUCUCAUUCCGUACUUCGAGCUCAUGUGCCUGGCUAUGCUGUUACCUUCACCUGAUGAGUACUUCAAGACUUUCUACUGGGAGCUCCAUCUAAAUGAACAAAAUGAUCUAUAUAUCGUCCACAUCUCCAACCCUCCCGAAGAUACCACAACAAAGUCUGGCACAAAUAUGUCGGUCGAAGAGAUCAUCUGUUAUUGCCAGGCACACAACUACGCGAAGGAAUUCAAGUUCAAUGGUGACCUUGCUACUUCAUCUACGUUCCAUGUCCCGCUUAAACCGGGUUAG
This is a messenger RNA of Westerdykella ornata, 558 nucleotides long. RefSeq names its product mating-type protein MAT alpha 1. The transcript is spliced from 2 exons. Gene Ontology annotation, biological process: positive regulation of mating-type specific transcription, DNA-templated. The record is from RefSeq and is a predicted model, not a curated record. The coding region runs from base 1 to 558 and encodes 185 amino acids. Lineage: Eukaryota; Fungi; Ascomycota; Dothideomycetes; Pleosporales; Sporormiaceae. Gene Ontology annotation, cellular component: nucleus. Gene Ontology annotation, molecular function: DNA binding, bending.